Hordeum vulgare subsp. vulgare (domesticated barley) is the source of this 652-nucleotide messenger RNA. RefSeq lists its product as uncharacterized. Lineage: Eukaryota; Viridiplantae; Streptophyta; Magnoliopsida; Poales; Poaceae. The record is from RefSeq and is a predicted model, not a curated record. Bases 79 to 354 code for a protein of 91 amino acids. The transcript has a single exon.
AGAGAGCCUCCUCGCCUGUCGCCAGACCACCCGCUUGCGUUCCAUCCUUCCCAUCCGGCAGGCCGCGUACGCUCCAAUAUGAAAACACGUCUGCCCGCUCCACCAUCCUCUCCUCUCCUCUCAUCUCCGCUACGUACGUUCCGUCCAAACUCCAACUCGAUCGACAUGUCUCGCGCGCUGGCCCUCGCGGUCCUGCUGCUGGCCGCCGCCGUCGCAGCGGCGCCGCUCGCCGGCGCGAUCCCCAUCCCGGGGGAAGCCGCCGGCGGCGCCGGGGCCGCGAUGGAGUCGGCCGCCGAGAAGGCGGUCAACCCCUCCACCUUCAGCAUGCCCGCCACCACCGAGAAGAAAGAUUAAUCCGUCGUCGUCCGUCCAUCGCCGCGCGUAAGCAUGAGUUCUUGGGUUAACCCAUCCAUCGAUGCAUGGGGUAUUAGUGCCUCGUCGUCCGUUUCUACGUCUCUAAAACUUGUAAUUAGUGUCAAAGUAGGUUCUCAGUUUGGUAGCAGGUGUUUCGAUCGCGAGCACUCACGGAGUGUUCCUACUUUUUUUUUCCAUUUCCUCGUUCUUAAUUUUGUUGUCCCUGUAAAGAAUACUCCACUAAUCUCUACUUCUCUAAUUUAUUUUCCUGAAAAUAUGUAAGGGUUCCUCUCCUGUC